Aegilops tauschii subsp. strangulata is the source of this 2268-nucleotide messenger RNA. RefSeq lists its product as uncharacterized. Gene Ontology annotation, biological process: carbohydrate metabolic process. Gene Ontology annotation, molecular function: phosphomannomutase activity. The record is from RefSeq and is a predicted model, not a curated record. NCBI's taxonomy places the organism in Eukaryota, Viridiplantae, Streptophyta, Magnoliopsida, Poales, Poaceae. Gene Ontology annotation, cellular component: chloroplast stroma.
CCGCGUCCCGACGUGCAGAAUAUCCCUCCGGCGAUGCGGCCACCAGCUAGCUGCUGCCUUCCGCACGCCCUGCCGCAGAUAUUUCUCCAGUCCAGUACGCGCGCAUCACAUACCAAUCGCCUGCGUGCACCGCCCGCCAUUGUGCUGUGCCAUUUCGUCGAGUCACCUGCACUGCCGGUACCGGCAUUCUAGCACGUUGCCAUGGCUACCAUCGCCGCUCCUCCGGCCGCUCUGCAGCCAUGCGAGCACGCGAGGCGGCCGGGCGGCGCGCUCCGGCCACCUCCUCGCGCGUGGAGUGGGAGGAGGAGGUGCUGCCAGGUGAUACGAGCCACAGCGAGCUCCCGCGGCCGACCCGCGGCGACGGGCAGCGGGCAGCUGGAGAGCACUACACUCGGGGCGUCGGCGGGCGGCGAGGACGGCGACGUGAUCCGUAGGCUGCAGAACGGGCCGGACGUGCGCGGAGUGGCGCUGGAAGGCGAGAAGGGCCGGGCCGUGGACCUCACGCCGCUGGCCGUCGAGGUGAUCGGCGAGAGCUUCGGGGAGUGGCUGCGGGAUCAGCGGCGGGAGCGUGAGGGCGAGGAGGGGGAGCAGCUGCGGGUGUCCGUUGGUCGGGACCCCCGGCUGUCCGGGUCGCGGCUCAGCGCGGUGCUGUUCGCGGGGCUGGCCAAGGCGGGCUGCGCCGUCUUCGACAUGGGCCUCGCCACCACGCCGGCGUGCUUCAUGAGCACCAUACUGCCUCGCUUCAGCUACGACGCGUCCAUUAUGAUGACCGCGUCGCAUCUCCCCUACACCCGCAACGGCCUCAAGUUCUUCACCAAGCGCGGCGGGCUAUCCUCGGUGGAGGUCGAAGGGAUCUGCGACCGCGCGGCACGCAAGUACGUCGCGAGGAAGAUGGGGCUCGGCGGCGGCGGCCUCGGCAUGCCCCCGGUGGUCAUGCGCGUCGACCUGAUGAGCGCCUACGCGCAGCACCUCCGGGACAUCAUCAAGGAGCGCGUCGCCCACCCGACCCACUACGACACCCCGCUGGAGGGCUUCAAGGUCAUCGUGAACGCCGGCAACGGCUGCGGCGGGUUCUUCGCGUGGGACGUGCUGGAGAAGCUGGGCGCCGACACGACCGGCAGCCUGCACCUGGAGCCGGACGGCAUGUUCCCGAACCACAUGCCCAACCCGGAGGACGCGACGGCCAUGUCGCUCACGCGCGGCGCGGUGCUGUCCCGCGGCGCCGACCUCGGCGUGGUGUUCGACACGGACGUGGACCGCAGCGGCGUGGUGGACGACGCGGGCGCCGCCAUCAACGGGGACCGCCUCAUCGCGCUCAUCUCCGCCAUCGUGCUGGCGGAGCACCCCGGGACGACGGUGGUGACGGACGCGCGCGCGGGCGACGGGCUCACGCGGUUCAUCGAGGCGCGGGGCGGGCGGCACUGCCUGUACCGCGUCGGUUACCGCAACGUGAUCGACAAGGGCAUGCAGCUCAACGCAGACGGCGUGGAGACGCACGUGAUGAUGGAGACCACCGGGCACGGCGCGCUCAGGGAGAACCACUUCCUCGACGACGGCGCGUACAUGGUGGUGAAGAUCAUCAUCGAGAUGGUCCGGAUGAGGCUGGCCGGGCUGGAGGGCGGGGUCGGGGGCCUCAUCCGGGACCUCGAGGAGCCCGCCGAGUCCGUGCUGCUGAGGAUGGACAUCGUGGGCGAGCCCAAGAGCGCGAAACAGCGGGGCAUCGAAGCCGUCGAGGCUUUCAAGAAAUACAUCGAGGAAGGGAAACUUAGCGGCUGGGUGCUGGAUGAUUGUGGCGACUGCUCGGUUGAUGAGGGAUGCCUUGUGGACAACAACGACCAUCCAAUCGACGUUGACGCAUACAUGUACAGAGCAAAGUUCUAUGACGAGUCUCAGAGGCCACUUGGGUGGGUUCACAUUCGCCAAAGCGUUCAUAACCCCAAUAUAGCACUCAACUUGCAGUCUUGUGUUCCCGGUGGUUGCAGAUCCAUGGCAGUGGAUCUAUUUGAAAGGUUUUUGUUGACAAGUGGAGUAAAUGAGUUUGUUGACACCAGCGAAGUACAGAAAUUUGUUAAGUAGAUCUUAGCCUCGCCACACUCUGUAUAUACAUGAUUAAUUCAGGCCAGAUCCUAGGUGGCAAUAAAGAGCAUACCACUACAUGCUGAACAUUGGCUACAAUGUUCUCCUCAAAUAGAAAUCUUGUUUUUUUUCAAAGAAAGAAUAACACAUUAUAUGUUUAUUUUUUGUGAAAAGGGUCGGACCUGCUGUAAA